This is a messenger RNA of Carica papaya (papaya), 2982 nucleotides long. RefSeq names its product UDP-glucose iridoid glucosyltransferase-like. The record is from RefSeq and is a predicted model, not a curated record. Gene Ontology annotation, molecular function: quercetin 3-O-glucosyltransferase activity; quercetin 7-O-glucosyltransferase activity. NCBI's taxonomy places the organism in Eukaryota, Viridiplantae, Streptophyta, Magnoliopsida, Brassicales, Caricaceae.
GGUUAUGCAAUUUGAUUUACGAACAAUAUGUAAUUUUUCCCCUUCUUCUCCUCCUCUUCCACGUGACUCUCCUUGCUAAUCUUCAGCACCCUGCCAUCUUCCACCUCCAUUUCUAGGCGCUUCUUUCAAUUUCAGUUCCUGACUGUUUAUGUCGGUCCUGGAUCAGUUAAAUGCGGAGAAGAAUGAAGAAUGUUCCAGGUCGUUCAUGGCGACUCCCUUGACGGGAAAAAAUGAGCUUCAACCAAAAAGGUAGAGCAAAAAGAAAAAAGAAAGAAGCCUCUCAUUCCACAAGUUUCAAAGAGAUGAGGCUGAUGAAUGAGAUAAGGUCUACAGAGCAAUAAUAGAGGUCAAAGAAGAAUAAAAAGCUAUCCAAAAGUGUAAAUUGAUAUUAAAUUGAUCCAUCUAAUGUUGUUACACCUUAAAAGUAGCAGCAGCCGAGAGAUGGAGAAACAAGAAGAGAGAGGUCGCAAAUUGUUGCUUGUGCCAUGCCCAUUUCAGGGUCACAUAAACCCAAUGCUUCAGCUAGCUUCAGUUCUUCACUCGAAAGGCUUUUCCAUCACCAUCGCUCACACCCAAUUCGACCCUCCUAACCCAUCAGCUCACCCUGCCUUCGACUUCAUCUCCAUACCAGAUACCUUUCUUGAGCAACAGACUUCUCCAGAAAAUAUGAUUGAUCUUGUUCUGCUUCUUAAUGCCAAAUGUCAAGAACCCUUCAAAAAAUUCUUGGCCCAGAUGAUAAAUCGCCAGGACCCUUCUCAUCCUCAAUUUGCCUGCAUCAUCUAUGAUGAAGUCAUGUAUUUUUCUCCGGCAAUCGCUAAUCAUUUCAAGCUUCCAAGCAUCAUGUUUCGAACUUCUAGUGCCACCACAUUUCUUGUUCGUGCUGUCAUUCCUAAGCUGCAUUUACAAGGCUGUCUUCCCUUACCGGAUUCUAUUUUGCAGGAUCCAGUGCCUGAACACUAUCCCCUGAGGUUCAAAGACCUACCCGUCGUAAAAUUUGGAUCAGAAGAACAGAUCUUGCGACUCAUGGCCAACUUGUUCAAUACAGAAAGAAGCUCAGCAAUAAUAUUUAACACUAUGGAUUGCCUUGAACAAUCGUCAUUAGCGAUGAUUCAACACCAAAAACAGCUUCCAAUCUUCCGAAUUGGCCCUAUGCAUAAGCUUGCUCCAAACUCCACCAGUAGCUUAUUAGAAGAGGACACCAGCUGCAUAGCAUGGCUCGACAAGCAAGCUCAAAAUUCUGUCAUAUACAUAAGCUUGGGGAGCAUAGCAUCCAUGGAUUCUAAGGAGGUAGAAGAGAUGGCAUGGGGACUGGCCAAUAGCAAGCAGCCUUUCCUGUGGGUGAUACGAUCCAGCCAGAAAAUUGCCUCAGAAUGGAUAGAGUCAUUCACAAAGGAUUUCAAAAAUUCAGUAGGAGAAAGAGGCUGCAUUGUGAGAUGGGCACCCCAGAAAAAAGUGUUGGCACAUGAUGCCGUAGGAGGGUUUUGGACCCAUUGUGGAUGGAAUUCAACACUGGAAAGUAUAUGUGAAGGGGUUCCAAUGAUAUGCAGACCAUGUUAUGGGGAUCAAAAUGUGACUGCAAGGUAUGUUAGCCAAGUAUGGAAAGUAGGUUGGCAGUAUGAAAAUGAGUUGAAGCGAGGUGUAAUAGAGAAAAUUGUUCAGAGACUAAUGGUUGAAGAAGAAGGGAAGGAGAUGAGAAAGAGGGCAAGGGAUUUGAAACAUAUGGUUGAAGCUAGCAUUGAUAAGGAUGGCCCUUCACGCAAUUCUUUGAAUGAGUUCGUAGAGUUUAUUACGUCCUCUUAGGUUUCUCUUGGUCACAGCAAAAAUCCUUCUCAAAGAAUGUAAUACAUUUGAUUGUCACAGACUAGGUUUUUUAAGUGCUUGAAAGGUGAACGUUUAAGCCUCAAUGCAAUAAUUAUGUGUACUUCAUAAAUCUUUAUCCUAAAGCUGGCCGCAGUAAGCCAUUUUUUAGUAUACAACAAUCCUAUUUUUUAAUUAAGGACCAAUACUCUUUCAGAUUUCAUGAUUUCAAGCCAAUGCCAUAACCUCAAUCGCCUAAAGUGGUGAGCAAGAAGUACCAACAAGCCAAAAAGCCUUGGAGUUAUGGUGUAGAACCAAGACAGCCACAUCCGUUCCUUCUGCUCAUAUUGAUUUCAAUAAAUACGAGCAGUUUGCUGAACUUACCUAAUCUCUGGCUACACUAAAUGACUAAUUAAUUUAUGCCUUUAAUCAGGAUUUUAUGGCCUUAUGAUUGGAAAACAGAAGUCUAUACCAAGAAGAGUUGUUUCAGAUGAUGGCAACACAGAAUCAGCCUGGUGGAGUUUUUUGGUAUCAUCACAUUAAUUCAAUCGGCAUGAUUAUCAUUUCUUGGGUCAUCUAUGAAGUUCAAUUUGUACGACAUUAUAGUCUCCUUAGCCAUCUAUGUACUUCAAGCAGAAUGAGCACGUCAAAGUGCUGAAUGGUCGUUAAGCAGAAAAGCAGAACAGACCAGAGCAAAAUGGAUAGUACCUUGUUUCCAUAGAAAUGACCGCACAUCAAACCUCCACGGGCUUCACUCCGGCUUCACCUUAUAAGAAUGAAGAGCAGAGAAAGUAUCUCUCUUAGAAACGACUAUCGAAGAAGAUUCCUUAACUUUUCAAGCCCAAAAAAUUAACUUUGAUUAGUCAUAUAAAAAACCAUUAGAACAUCGACUCUUUGAAGAAUGUUGCCCUGUUCUGUGAUUGCCACCAUCAGUAAUCUAAAGUAACCAAGUGUGCAAACUUGUCCAGAUAAGCAAACCAUCCUAGUCAGCCAUCCAACUCAGCACUCACCUUCAAGACAAAGAACGCAUGGCCGACAACUGUCUAAAGAAGAACCGUGGUCGUCCCUUCCUGCCUGCUUCUCUGAUGUCCUUUUUAUUUUCUGCAUUUUCGGUUUUGAUCUUCUGUAAGGCUGUCUUCUUGUUUGUUUCCUCUCCUAUGUUGAUCGGUUUCAUUACAAAGAGCA